This is a messenger RNA of Pistacia vera, 828 nucleotides long. RefSeq lists its product as uncharacterized. The record is from RefSeq and is a predicted model, not a curated record. The transcript has a single exon. The coding region runs from base 190 to 711 and encodes 173 amino acids. NCBI's taxonomy places the organism in Eukaryota, Viridiplantae, Streptophyta, Magnoliopsida, Sapindales, Anacardiaceae.
AUUACUUGCCACUAUUCUUUUUCAGAUCUUCAACGUGAAAUGCGUAACGUUCACUCUGGAACAAAUAUUCAAAUAAAGCUAACUACUUUCCCAAUGAUCCCUCCUCCUUCCUUUCUCAUUAUCCGACAAAAAAAUUCCUCAACUCCGAAUCUAAAUCUCCUCGUCUGAUCUCUAAGCGCCGCCGUUUUAAUGACGACGAGCAUCCACAUAACGGCCCUAGACGCCCUCGUCAACGUUAACUCCCUCUUCACUCUCGCCGUUUUCGUCGGGCUGGCAUGGAACCCCAGGGACCCCUCCAGCACCCUCAUCACCGAUCUCACUUGCAGGCCUGGCCCAAACUUUGCCGAGAACAUGAUCUCCUUCCACGUGUACGCCUUCAGUUCCUUCUUGUUUUCUAGCAUCAUUGCGUUGAGUCUGAAGCAAGCCAUCCGACGUUUCAACCAGUCACAUUUUGAUUCGGAUUUCGAGGCUCAAGUCAACAAAGGUUUGCUUCGGGUCGGGAUGCUGGUUUCCGGUGUCGGGUCGGUUGCUGGGUGUAUUUGUUUGAUGAUCGCGUUGGUUAAUCUCGUUCAAAUCAAACUUGGGACGCUGUCGUGUGCGAAUGGAAGUGGGCAUGGUUUUGCCGCCAUUGUGCCGCUUGUGAUCUUGGUCCCUUGUGCGUUGUUGAUUUAUGUUUCUGUUGUUUUGUACGCUUUUCUACAGGCUAGUUAGUUUUUUGUUUUUUGGUCGUAUUAUUGUUCUUGUGUGCUGUGUAAUGGUUUAGUUAAGAACUAUGAAUUGACAGGAGAUUGCGUUCUUAUGGUUUAAUAAAAAUUCUUGACUUGAAAA